AUGGACACACAAAAUUUAGAGAAGGCAGCCAUAAAGAUUCAGGCAUGGUGGCGUGGCAACAUGGUGCGCCGGACGUUACUGCAUGCAGCACUCAGGGCCUGGGUCAUCCAGUGCUGGUGGAGGUCGAUGCAGGCCAAGACAUUGGAGCAAAGACGGCGCCUGGCACUAAGAGUCUACACCUGCCAGGAGUGGGCCGUGGUGAAGGUGCAGGCACAGGUGCGAAUGUGGCAGGCCCGCAGACGGUUUCUUCAGGCACGCCAAGCGGCCUGCGUCAUCCAAUCUUACUGGCGCUGGCAUGCCAGCCAAACCCGAGGCCUGAUCCGGGGCUGCUAUGAGGUCAGAGCCAGCCGGCUGGAGCUCGACAUCGAAAUUCUCAUGACCUAG
Messenger RNA from Diceros bicornis minor, 384 nucleotides. It is a transcript of the gene IQCF6, whose product is annotated as IQ motif containing F6. Lineage: Eukaryota; Metazoa; Chordata; Mammalia; Perissodactyla; Rhinocerotidae. Gene Ontology annotation, molecular function: calmodulin binding. The coding region runs from base 1 to 384 and encodes 127 amino acids. The record is from RefSeq and is a predicted model, not a curated record. The transcript has 2 exons.